Messenger RNA from Penicillium angulare, 996 nucleotides. RefSeq lists its product as uncharacterized. The record is from RefSeq and is a predicted model, not a curated record. Bases 1 to 996 code for a protein of 331 amino acids. The transcript is spliced from 3 exons. Gene Ontology annotation, cellular component: nucleus; Ino80 complex. Gene Ontology annotation, biological process: chromatin remodeling. Lineage: Eukaryota; Fungi; Ascomycota; Eurotiomycetes; Eurotiales; Aspergillaceae.
AUGACACAAGAAACGAACGAGAACGAGCCAGUCUCGGACACACUCCCUGAUGCACCAGAUUCAGCCCCUGCGAAGCCGUCGGUGCGGUCUUUCAAGAAGAAAUAUGCGAAGCUGAAGUUCAAGUUUGAGCAUGGAAUUCGAGAUAAUGAGACUCUUAUUCGCGAGGAGCUUCGAAUCGAAGACUUAUCAAAGCGAAUCCAGGAGCAGAACGAUCAACUCCUCGAGGUUCUCAUGGAGUUCAACGAGAGCGUUCAUGUCUCACCCUCUGUACGAUACGACUUGAACAUGCCUGGCGACAUUCCCUUCCUUCCUACCCCAGAGGAAGAGAUUACACCCCUAGUCAACGAUGCGACGCUAGCUCGAACCGCCCUGAAAGAAGCUAAAUGCGAAAUGGCGAGUGGGAAAUUCUCACCCAGUGCCUAUCGCCAAGUGGAAGAGAGCAUUAAGCGGAAUAAAGCAUUUGCCCCGUCUCUGCAGUACAGCGAAUUAUGCAAAAUGCCACACAGCGACACAAAUACUACGACAGAUGAAGCAAAAGAGGCCUUAGAACGAAAGCUUGGUUACUUUACUCCAGAGCAUGAGACAGAGUAUUACCUAGCUCUGGACGCUAAGUUGGGAGAUGAGGCUGCCGGGACACAACUCGCGCGUGUUCCAGAAGCGCCGACUUUUGCCGAGCGAGAGAAAGAGGCUACCAUGCGGAAUCCUGCCUCAGUCUACAAUUGGCUUAGACGCAAUCAACCCCAAGCACUACAGGACCACGAGGUCGCGUCGGAGAAAUCAGCAUCACGACCCUCCAACGCCCGUUCAUCCAAGCGGGCGCCGGCGCAGCGCAAAGAAGAGGAUACUGUGGAUGAAGAUACUGGAGAGGCGGAGCCUACUCCCAAGGGGAAACGCAAGCGUGAGGAGGAUACUGGAUAUCGUCCCAAAGGUGGAAGUAGCCGGCCUAAGAAGAAGAGGGAUGACGCGACUCCUAAUCGGAGCUCUAAGAAGGCUUAA